UUCAUUGUUUAGAAUCAGACGCUAUGGGUGUUCGUCUACCGUCCGUGAUUGCCGGAGCCAAGCAAAUUCUGAAGCUGCAGUCUCGUAUCACGAGAGAGAAACCGGAUGUUCUGAAAUGCCACAUUGCGGUAUAUGUGGGCGAGACACAAAGAAAAAGGUUCGUGGUUCCGAUAUCGGUGUUGAACCAUCCUUCCUUCAAAGAUUUGCUUGACCGGGCAGAGGAAGAGUUCGGGUUCGACCAUCCGAUGGGUGGUCUAACAAUUCCGUGCAGAGAAGAUGCCUUCUUAAAUCUCACUUCUCGAUUGCAGGCCUUAUAGCUGGGAGAUU
Molecule: messenger RNA, 327 nt
Organism: Hibiscus syriacus
Lineage: Eukaryota; Viridiplantae; Streptophyta; Magnoliopsida; Malvales; Malvaceae
Product: auxin-responsive protein SAUR22-like
Exons: 1
Coding region: 24-317 (97 amino acids)
Biological process (GO): response to auxin
Source: RefSeq, a predicted model, not a curated record